AUGACAACGAAAUUGGUGUUGGUCGUGGUGGGCAAGGGUGACCAGUUGUUGUAUGAGACCAACCUGACAAAAAAGAAAGAGGACAUGACAGUUAUAAGUACAGACCACCUGCAAUGUCUGGCAGCUCUGGAACCUACCGAGUCACAACUAUGGACGCAGUCUCAGACCUAUCUCAAAGUGGUUGACAGAAUACUUGGAUCAUCAGUAUCGUGCUUUGUGGGCCCAAACUACACCAAGAUAUUAUUAUUGCACAGACCUCUGAAGCCUGAGGAGGCGAUUAAGCACUUCUUCAAUGAUCUUUACGAACUUAUUUUGAAGAUUCAGCUGAAUCCCUUUUAUGAGUUUAAUUCUCCUUUUUACUCCCCAGCACUCGAAGCUAGAGUACAAGCAUUAGCCGCCAAGCAUUUACAUUAG
This is a messenger RNA of Gregarina niphandrodes, 414 nucleotides long. RefSeq names its product putative trafficking particle complex subunit 2. Gene Ontology annotation, cellular component: nucleus; cytoplasm; TRAPP complex. The transcript is spliced from 2 exons. NCBI's taxonomy places the organism in Eukaryota, Apicomplexa, Conoidasida, Eugregarinorida, Gregarinidae. Gene Ontology annotation, biological process: endoplasmic reticulum to Golgi vesicle-mediated transport. The record is from RefSeq and is a predicted model, not a curated record. The coding region runs from base 1 to 414 and encodes 137 amino acids.